Messenger RNA from Aspergillus saccharolyticus JOP 1030-1, 1332 nucleotides. RefSeq lists its product as uncharacterized. Lineage: Eukaryota; Fungi; Ascomycota; Eurotiomycetes; Eurotiales; Aspergillaceae. The record is from RefSeq and is a predicted model, not a curated record. The transcript has 3 exons. The coding region runs from base 1 to 1248 and encodes 415 amino acids.
AUGACAUCCCCAACAGCCCUCCAAUCCUUCAUCCGCGCCCAAGAAUCCCUAUACGGGCCAAUAACCAACAUCUCCAACCCCAGGAACUGGACCCCUCCAGCGCAAUCUGGCGGCCACCGGGGCCGCUACCUCUGGACGGAUGCCUUUGGAGUCUUGAACUUCCUGACUCUGCACCGGGAACACCAACGCACCUCCAGCCAAGCAUCCCGCAGCCGCAGCCGCAGCAGCAGCAGCAGUAGCCACCAACACCACGACUACUACCUCUUACUCGCCCAGUCCCUCAUAGAAUCCACCCACCGCACGCUGGGCACCACCCGCGACGCCCCCUACACCCCCUUACCCAACGCUACGCCCCCGACGCACCCGGUAGCAGGCGGGCUCCGCAUCGGCAAACAGUCCGCGACGGGCCCCGACAGCGACGGCCAAUACCACCACUACCUCACGCUGUGGAUGUUUGCGCUGAACCGGACCGCCCUCGCCAGCGGGGAGAAACACUACAAUGAUCUGGCGGUGGAGUUGGCGGCUGCCAUCCAUCCGCAUUUUGUGAUCCACGACCCGCGCAGUCCGGGGGGGUUGCGGAUGGUGUGGAAGAUGGAUACCACUCUGUCAAAAGUGUUGGUGGGUUCGGAGGGGAAUUUGGAUCCGUUGGAUGGGUUGGUGGUGUUCACUUUACUGCAGGAGACGGAUGGGUGGUUUAGACUGCAUGGGGGGGAGACUGGGGAUGGAAGAAAGACACCAGAAGGGAAGAAGGUUCUUCAGGAGGAGAUUGAAGAUUACCGGCGCAUCAUCCGCCGGAAAACCGCACAAGCGGGUCGAACGGGGUUCGUGUCGCGGGAUCCAUUGGACCUGGGGAUGGCGAUGUGGACGGCGCAUUGGGUGCUGGAUCGACACCACCAGGAAGACUGGGCAGUCAGGAUGAUGGGGGAUUGUGUGGAACGCGUUGACGAGCUCUUCCACCAGAAACACUACUUCGAUCGCGAGACUCGCUCGCGGCUGGCGUUCCGGGAGUUCGGGACUUGUUUGGGGCUCCGGUGUGUGGCGGAGCACGCGACAGAUAAAGAGCUGGCGGUGGAGUUCAGGAGCUACGCGGACCAGAUCGUAAAGGGCUGGGAGCCGUAUAUCUGGCGGUCGGAGGGGGAAGAUGCCACGCCCGAGGAGUUGCAGCCCAUAACGCGCGUGAUGUAUGCGGCGGCGUUGAUUCCGGGAGCAUUCUGUCGCGGCUACUUGGGACCUGAACCGGUCGCUUGACUGUCGUCACUCGAAACCAAAUUGGAAGCAGACAGACAAACUGUAUUUUACAAUGGAUCUACAUGCAAACCCGAUAUGGGAGCA